AAAUGGAAGCGAAACCUACUCUGACUCGGUUUCCCUUUCCGUACGCGAGAGUCGGUGUGUGCGUUUCCCCCCGAUCACGGUGCAACAGUUCAGCAACGUGUUUUUAAAAAGCCUUUAUAAGCGAGCGACAUCUCGGACUGCGGACAGGAGCUCGAGCACCUGAAGAGGAAGAAGCAGUCCAGUUGGAAAUCAUUGGCAUGAUCUGAAGUUCCAGACGGUUGAGCUCGAUCGUCGGUGCCGCGCGUACUUUCUGUGUUCGCGUUGUGACGGUUGCUCUUGUUCCUUUUUUCUGUUCCCUAUAGUUUCUGGCAGCACCUUUGUUAAACACUGCAACUUGUUCCGCCGCCGCCUGCCGCCGGCUCGAACUCAUCUAGGUAUAGAUUCAGUGACAUAUCCAAGGACACAUGGGCCGGUUGUGGUCGGCUUACCAGCAGGGUGCUCUCCCCGUGUAAUGUUCCUGCCCUGACUUUCCAUCAGGUUCUGCUGUUUUUGCCAGAGGACAUACACUCGGACAGAGGCGGCACAGCCAGCUGCACCGGCCCACUUCACGCUCACCCCCUGCGCUAUGAGCAGAGGUAGAGGAGGGCCUUUCAGAGAACACUUCCACAGAUAUCCACCCCCUCACCUCCAGGUCAAGGAGAAUUACAGCAGGCCUGGCCCGACCUCACCCUACCCCAGAGCUGGCCCGCAGCAGAUCCCAUAUUCAAGUUACUACAACAACAACAACCCUGCCCCACCUGUAGCAGCCACACAGCCUCCAGCUUCCCCUCUCAUUCCCUCUGCCCCACCCAUACCAAGCCACAUUAAAGCAGCCCCUAAACCUGUUGCCCUUAACAAUUCACAUAACCAAAAUUACAUUACCGGUCCUGUCCCCAAUUCAUUUCAGGACCAGCUGGUGGGGUUCCUGAGAGGACACAGCUCUGAGGCUCCACAGUUCAGAGACAGUCUGCAAGUAGGGGGAGCAGUACCCAGCAGACCACGCAGUUCCUCAUAUCAGCUUCAGUCAGGGUACAGUAGAUAUCCAAGCCCCAACAGCAGCUUAAGGGGUAGAGGUGGGUACAGCCAGGAUCAGAGCUUUCCAUACACACCCAGUGUAGGACCCCAAGGCCCUCAACACCUGAAUCCUAACCAGUUACGGGGUAAAACAAACAAACAACACUCCAACAGACAAUGGCGCAUCCAAACAGACUCUUUGUGUGACAAAUUUCAGAGUUUGUCUGUUCAUCGAGACAGGUCCAACAGAAGAGAACGGUUUGAGAGAUUUUCUGUAUCCAGUGACUCAGGAAGUUCAGGCUUCAGUAAGGUUAACAUUACUCUCAAUCCUGCCAUUCAGGACCUGGUACACAGGGCUUUGGCCGCUCUGAAGCCAAGUCAGAGCACCUCUGCAAAAUUGUUAGCCAAAAAGCUGCGUCUGCCCAAAAAGAUAGUGAACAAGGCCCUCUACUCUUUGGAACAAUCACAGAAAGCCUCUAAACAAGGACUCUCCCCUCCUGUGUGGACUCUUUACAGAGAACUUCUCAGAUACACAGAAGAUCAAAACUCUGAAGUACAAACUCCACUAUCCCAUCUGUGUGUCAGUUUAGACCAACCUCAAAAACCUGAAGUCAAGGUUGGUCUUAAAGCAGAAACAGCCAGAAACUGGCCACAGGCCAAAGGAGAGGACUCUGACACAGAAUUCAGUUCUUCAUACUACUCUUCUGUUGAGUAUUCUGACUCUGAAGGAGCCCGGUCACCACCAAGAGGUCGGCACGAAGCGAAACAACAUCGCAACACUACCUGCUCUGACCAGGAACUGCAGCUUCCCACGAUGACCCAACAGAAGGAGUUAGUUAUGCGGUACCUACUGGAUUCAGGGGAGGCAAAUGCUCUCGCCAUAGCCAAAAACCUGGGUCUGAGGAAUGGCAAGCAUGUCAAUCCCACCCUUUAUGCUCUGGAGAAGCAAGGUGACGUCGUUAAGAAUAGCAAAGUCAACCCUCCCACUUGGGAGCUCUCCAGCCGCCGCAAAGAAAGGAUGGAGAGGACCCUCAAAGCAGCACGGUGCACCACAGCUGAGGGGAGACGGAUGGAGGAGGAGCCCAGUGGAGAAGAGAAGGCAGGAGGCUCCAUCUUCCUUCCAUCAUCAACAAUACCAGGCCCCGAGCCCGUCUCACUUCCAGAAGGCUGGAUCUCAGAGCUAAGUCACAAAGAAGCUCAGUCCGAUUCCUCUCUUCGCCCCCCCCCAUUCCCCUCAUGUGAAGACAAAGAGACCAACGAAGGAGAGUGGGCCACAGACGACAUCCCAGAAUUCCUCAAUGCCAUUCGCCGAGAGACAGAUGCUGAAAGACUGGCAGCAGAGAAGUCCAACGCCAUGGGAACUGUUGCUGUGUCACUGGCUGCCCCGCCUCCACAGAACCUGUGGGCCAAGUUACAGGAAGUGAGACUGAAGAACCCAGUCAGCGGCCUCAUGGAGUAUGCCCAGUAUCUGGGCCAGAACUGUGAGUUUCAGCUCCUGGACCAGUCAGGACCGUCCCACGACCCAAGAUUUCGUAUGCAGGUGAUGCUCAACGGGAGGCUGUUUCCUGUCGCAGAGGCUUCCAGUAAGAAGGUUGCAAAGAAGGACGCCGCUGCGGCCACGCUACGCAUUCUUUUCGGAGAGAUGCAGGGAGGGGGGAGCACAGCGGACAAUGGAAAUACUGACAAUACAGAGAAAGUCAUGGAUUUACUCCCUGACACAAGUGGGGCAGUUGACAGCAUUGGGGAAAUUUUUGGGUCCAGUAGCGCGGAAGGUAUCGGGAUUGCGGAGGGACCACGCCAGCCACUGUCCCGCUCUCUGCCUGGUGGGAAGAAUCCAGUGUCUGUCCUGAUGGAGUACAGCCAGCGCAGCGGGAACCCCAUCGAAUUCAUCAUCACGGGGCAGGCAGGUCCGCCCCAUGACCCACGGUUCAUGUACAGGGUGAAGGUUGGUGAGAGCUUGUUUGCCGAGGCCUCAGCUCCAAGCAAGAAGGCAGCCCGCCAGCUGGCAGCAGAGGAGGCCGUCAAAGAAUUAAUGGCUGACGGGAAAUUGCAGCUCAACAAGCCUCAACUGCCUCUGGGCUCCUCCAGUGAUAGUGAUGGCACCGGCUCUGGGACUACAUGUCCCUCUUUGCCCCCUCUGACUGUAGAUGAGUUGCGAGCAGCUCACGAGGCAGGGGUCGGGGACCUCAUCAACCACCUGAACAACAACGCAGUGUCAGGUCUUCUGGAGUACGCCAGAGCUCGGGGCUUCGCUGCAGAGAUUCGCCUGGUGGGCCAGUCUGGGCCAGCACAUGAGCCGAAGUUUACCUACCAGGCUAAGCUCGGAGGACGGUGGUUUCCUCCAGUCUGUGCAUCCAACAAGAAACAAGGAAAACAGGAAGCAGCAGAUGCUGCUCUACGGGUUCUGAUAGGAGAAGCUGAGCGGGCGGCCCGCACCGGGGAGCUUAUCCCAGCUGAGCUUCCAGUGAGUGGCAGCACUUUGCACGACCAGAUAGCAAUGUUGAGCCACCAGCGUUUCAACGCCCUAACCACACGUAUCCAACACAGCCUACUGGGACGCAAGAUUCUGGCCACCAUCGUCAUGAGGAAGGGGGAGGGCCUGGGGACCGUUGUCAGCCUGGGAACUGGAAAUCGCUGCGUCAAAGGGGAGGAGCUAAGUCUUAAAGGGGACACUGUUAAUGACUGCCACGCUGAAAUCAUCUCCAGAAGGGGAUUUCUUCGGUUUCUGUACAGUGAGCUGCUCAGGCACUAUGACGGCGCAGAGGACAGUAUAUUUGAGCUGGCGGAGAACCGACUGCGGAUCAAAUCUGACAUCACCUUUCACCUUUACAUCAGCACAGCACCUUGUGGGGACGGGGCUCUGUUUGACAAGUCCUGCAGUGAGGCUGGGGAUGAGGUCGAGGGCCACCAGCCUCUGUUUGAGAAUACCAAGCAGGGCAAGCUCCGCACCAAAGUGGAGAACGGUGAGGGCACCAUCCCGGUGGAGUCGAGUGCCAUUGUUCCCACCUGGGACGGCAUCCAACAUGGAGAGAGGCUGCGGACGAUGAGUUGCAGUGAUAAAAUCCUACGCUGGAAUGUGCUGGGCCUGCAGGGGGCGUUGCUCACCCAUUUCCUUCAUCCCAUCUACCUGAAGUCCAUCACCCUCGGCUACCUGUACAGCCAUGGUCACCUGACACGUGCCGUGUGCUGUCGGCUGUCCAGAGACGGCGAAGCGAUUGUGCAGAGUCUCCCUCCUCCAUUCAUGCUUAACCACCCAGAGGUGGGCAGGGUGAGUGUGUAUGACUCCACACGUCACACGGGAAAGACCAAAGAGUCGAGUGUGAACUGGAGCUUUCCAGACCAGCACAGUGUAGAGGUGCUGGACGGGACCAAAGGCAAACUGGAUGGGUAUGUAGGAAACCCCUUGGCCGCAUUUCAUAUGAUAAAACGGAACAAACUGGCCGUGUCCCGCGUCUCCAAGUCCAACUUUUUCGGUCUGUUCCGCUCUCUGUGUCAGCGGUGCGGCCGUGCAGACCUCCUCUCCCUGUCCUCGUACUCCCAGGCCAAGAUGUCGGCCAUGUCCUUCCAGCUCGCAAAGCAGCAGUUCUUCCAAGCGCUCGGCGUCCACGGUUACGGCGCCUGGAUCAGCAAACCGCUGGAGGAGAAGAGCUUUGAGGCAGGGGAGGGAACUGGGUGCAAUGGAACAAGUGUCCAUAUGGGAUAUGGCAGCAGUAGAAACGGAGGAGCGGUGGAGCACAAGCAAGAGGAAUCGUAGGAUAGUUGAUCUUGGAAGUGGGUAAUAUAAUUCAGUGGGGGAAGAAAAGCACAAGCCAGGGGCCAAUGUAAAAGAAGGAAGAAAAGGACAAUCAAACCAUGUGGCCUGUUCUGAUGGAACGUGGUUAAAGGCUGCAGAGGAAGGCUGCGACGGGAAGGAACAAAAUGAAUGAGAUGAGAUGGUGAGGUCAAAGCCUGAUGGACAAGUGGGGUCACAGUAGACGGAGGGUUUAGGGACAGAUUCAGGGGACGUACAAAACAAUGUAAACACUACAUGAAAAAGGAAUUUGUAUGACAAACACUGCUAAAGAGCCGAGUUGUGUUAGCUUGCACGACAAUUGCUGUUUUUGUCUUAAUCCUUUAUACUGUCUAUAACUAUGUUAUUUCCAGAUUGUACUUUCAGUUUGUGACUGGAGUAUUGUGACACUCCUAAUGUUAAACAAGUGUAACAGGUUCUUUGACAACUGGAUGAGAUUGUUCGACUGUUCUCUGAUUUUUAACAUUUGAGUAGCUGCCAAGUGCUGCUAAUUGGCGUUCAACCUAACACGACCCUGCAUCGUAGCAGUGUUUGUAACUGUAACAUAAGUUCAUUUAGAGUUGAAGUCCUCCUGUCAAGAAGCGCUUAUUGUAUUUUUUCGCUCCCUGUGUUCUGCUUCAUGGAAAUACAUACGACUGCUUUUAGGAUAACGAGCUGAAACAAUGGGACAUUCUCAGCAAGAAUCUAUUUUUAUUAAAUUGCACCCAUUUAGAAGAAUUAGUUAGAUGCCAUGAGGAAAUCUGGAAAUCCGCCCUGGCUCACUACAGUCCCUGCUCACAUUGUAUAUAAAAAGCUUUCACUGUACGCAAUAACAUUUGUUUGAAUUAAAACAAAAAACAUUACUCUGAUUAGUGACUUACAUCCACUGCCCCAACAUUUGAGGACAUGAAACAGGCCCCAGCUGUAAGAUUUAAACUUACUGUAAACCCUUCAGCUGUUCAUCCAUCCACAUAGUGUUGCCAUGGUUCCCAUUAGCAGAGCAUAGGUAAGUGCGGCCUUUUGAUCAGUCCCACAAUUUCUGUGGUUUUCCAUAGAAAUACUGAUGUCAAGACCUUGCUCAUGUACAACCGUUCUGUUAUUUGUGCGUUUCACCUCGUGUUCCUUCACUUCUGUCGUUAAGGUAAGCAAUCGCUGGCCAUGGUAGAAAGUCCUGGAAAGUCUUGACUGUCCUGCCUGUGUAUCGUUUUGUUUUUUACAUCUGAAUAUACAAAAUGUUUUUCAGGUUCUCUCACAUGGCUGGUUGUUGCCUCACCUAGGACUGCUAAGUGAGCACAGUUUUCUUUAAGGAGAGAGUGGGGUUUUUUUCUUCUUGUUUUGGUCACAUGUACAUGGAUGAUGCAAUAUAUACAACAAAUACAUACAAAUACAUGAACACACAGAUAUACCGUGGGGUUCAAAAGCCUGAGUCGCUCAGAUAUUAUGUUUGAGGUCUGGUAACUACAGAGGAAAGUCAUGUCGGCACCCACGAUGCAUCAAACAGUUUGGUUUGGUGUAGCGUUGAUGAACAGUACUCCGACAACCAUUAUUUUUCAAGAGAAUCAAUCUUAUUUUCAAUGGUUUUAAGUGAUGAUGUCCUCUGUAGACAGGAGGGCAAUUCUCUGGUCGAUGUGGAGUAAGUCCCCUUAUUGUUCUUUUAAUUUUAAAAAUAACUCUUUUACCGUCUUUAAAGUAGAUGGAAUUUUUCCAGACGCUGUGAUUUAAUUGCACGUGUGUUUUUUAGUUCCUGUUGCAUUUCAUUAAAUGCGACAUUCUUUUUUUAAUCUGUUUAUUUGAUUAAGAAAUUUAGAAGAAACUGUUUCAUUAAAAUAUAAUUUUCAGUAUUCGACUCAGACUUUUGAACCCCAUUGUUUGAGUAUAAUGUUUAAGGUGUGUGUGUGUGUGUAUGUGUAUAGGUUUAAUGUAUAUACUUUGUAAAUCAUCAAAAUAGUUUUGUAUAAUUUUUCCUGAUGUUUUAAUGGAGUAUGCCCUUUUUUUACCAAUGACGUUUGGAAAGUUUGAAAAAUAAAAAAAGUAGCGGUGUUUCGGUGACGUGA
Molecule: messenger RNA, 6816 nt
Organism: Scophthalmus maximus (turbot)
Lineage: Eukaryota; Metazoa; Chordata; Actinopteri; Pleuronectiformes; Scophthalmidae
Gene: adar
Product: adenosine deaminase RNA specific
Exons: 17
Coding region: 566-4747 (1393 amino acids)
Biological process (GO): adenosine to inosine editing; RNA processing
Cellular component (GO): nucleolus; cytoplasm
Molecular function (GO): double-stranded RNA binding; tRNA-specific adenosine deaminase activity; double-stranded RNA adenosine deaminase activity
Source: RefSeq, a predicted model, not a curated record